CAAGAUUCAAAGGUUCAGGACACAUCGUCACCCGGUGAAAACCUUAACGCGCUUUAGAUGGAUGAACACAGAGACGGGAGGAUGGGGGGAGUUAUGGUGGUAAAGGGAUGUGCAGGUACAGGUAUGAAAGGUCUCUUUGGUCUUCUUGGUCCUUGACAUCGUUGAACAAUCGAGUCAAUCUCUCUCUCUCUCUCUCAUCCACGGAUGGGCGUUGAAUGGAUUGAUGAGUUUUUUGCAAGACAAAUUCAUUUUUUGUUUUUCUUUUUCUCAUCUGGGUUCUCUUUUGCUGGUUCUUCCUCUCUCUCUCUCUCUCUCUCUCUCUCUGUCCUUUUCUUCCCUUUGGGGGUUCACGUUCAAACUCCACACUUUUCUCUUCGAUGACACGGCUUUCACACCUAACCCCCUUUGAAAUGUCAAUAUUCUCCUGUACAAUUUCUUGAGCUGAAUUCUCAUCCGAGUCUUGGUUUUUUUGGAGCUAAAUCACCAUUAUAACUCGUUCUGUUUCAGGCACUUCCACGGAUUCAUCAACUUGGGGGGUUUUACUCGUUUUCUCUCGCUUAUAUACUCCUCUUUUUCGCUGCAAAGAAUCUCUCCCGCGCAACCCAUUUGCUUUCUCUCUGUCGUAGACAGAUUGAUCGUCCCAAAAAAGGUUGAACUUGGGUUCUGUCCUAGGAUUUUCUUGAAGAUUCGAAUCGAUAAAGAAAACAAGAUGAAGUGUUUUUCCUUCAAGAACAAAUCCAAGUGCAAGGACAAAGCUACAUCCGCCCCGGAGUUAGGAACCGAGCGAGAACCCGGCAAUUCGGCGGCGAAUCGGACGACAAAGUCAUUGAGCUCAUUGCCAUCCCCUAGGAGAAGCAUACUUGAAUUGUACAAAGAGAAACAACACACUUUGAGGGCUUUCACGUUCGAAGAGCUGAGGCAAGCCACAAAUGGAUUUAGCAGGAUGUUGAAGAUCGGUGAAGGGGGUUUCGGGAGUGUUUAUAAGGGCACUGUUAGCCCUCCCGAUGGUAAAGGUCGUCCUCUCGUGGUUGCCAUCAAAAAGCUUAAUCAGAAUGGAUUGCAGGGUCGUAAAGAAUGGCUUACGGAAGUUCAGUGUCUUAGUAUCGUGGAUCACCCGAACCUCGUGAAGCUUGUAGGAUACUGCUCUGUGGAAAAUGAAAGGGGCGUGCAGCUCCUGUUGGUCUAUGAGUUCAUGUCAAACCGGAGCUUGGACGACCACCUCUUCAACAGGGCUUUGCCUACUUUGCCCUGGAAAACUAGAUUAGAGAUCAUUCUUGGAGCAGCCGAGGGACUGGCUUAUCUGCAUGAGGUCAUGGAACCCAAGGUGAUUUACCGAGAUUUUAAAUCAUCGAACGUCCUUUUGGACGAAAACUUUAACGCGAAGCUAUCUGAUUUCGGGAUGGCAAGAGAAGGGCCGGCAGAUGACCGCACUCAUGUGACUACAGCGGUGGUGGGAACAUAUGGUUAUGCUGCACCGGAAUACGUCGAGACGGGCCACCUCACAAUCCAGAGCGACAUAUGGACGUUUGGGGUGGUGCUCUACGAGAUCCUCACAGGGAGGCGGGCGGUGGAAAGGAGCCGACCGCCAAAGGAGCAGAAGCUCCUCGACUGGGUGAAAGAUUUCCCUGCAGACAGCAAGAAGUUCAUAAUGAUAAUGGACCCACGGCUACGGAACCAGUACUCUUUCGCUGCAGCUAGGACAGUCAUGAAAUUGGCGGAGAGUUGCUUGAGCAAGAAUGCAAAAGACAGACCCACAAUGAGUGAGGUGGUCUUGACCUUAAAGCAGGCAAUAGAGCAAUCAGGAGAGACAGCAACUUCUGUCACUGGGAAUGCUGAAUCAUCUGGUACUAGAAAAGUCGGUCAAAGGAGGAAGUAACAUGAAUCACUCUAAUCCUAAGAGGCGUGUUCGUUUCAUGUCAAGAUCGGUACGAGUAAAUAAAGUAUCUUUAGAAUCGCGGAAGACGAAAGUAUGCGAGAAGAAGAGAGAGGCGACAUGGAGAUGUAAAUGUAGGAGUUAUUACAGAGUUUGCGGGGAGGAAUUUGAGGGGAUUAAUUUAUAUUCUUUCCUUUUUUUUGCUGUGGUCAUUGAGAAUCUGGGGAAUGUUGUUCUCGUUGCCGUACAAAUCAAACCUUUUUCUGGGUCCUUUGUUCGUUCUGUUAUCUGUGGUUGUUGCUGUUGA
Molecule: messenger RNA, 2180 nt
Organism: Syzygium oleosum
Lineage: Eukaryota; Viridiplantae; Streptophyta; Magnoliopsida; Myrtales; Myrtaceae
Product: probable serine/threonine-protein kinase PBL19
Exons: 4
Coding region: 710-1876 (388 amino acids)
Biological process (GO): protein phosphorylation
Molecular function (GO): protein kinase activity; ATP binding
Source: RefSeq, a predicted model, not a curated record